Cinclus cinclus is the source of this 448-nucleotide messenger RNA. Its product is annotated as fatty acid-binding protein, adipocyte. The record is from RefSeq and is a predicted model, not a curated record. Gene Ontology annotation, molecular function: fatty acid binding. Bases 1 to 399 code for a protein of 132 amino acids. The transcript has 4 exons. Gene Ontology annotation, cellular component: nucleus; cytosol. Gene Ontology annotation, biological process: fatty acid transport. NCBI's taxonomy places the organism in Eukaryota, Metazoa, Chordata, Aves, Passeriformes, Cinclidae.
AUGUGCGACCAAUUUGUGGGCACCUGGAAGCUCCUUUCUAGCGAAAACUUUGAGGACUAUAUGAAAGAACUGGGUGUGGGGUUUGCUACCAGGAAGAUGGCUGGUGUGGCUAAGCCUAAUGUAACUAUCAGCGUCAAUGGUGAUGUGAUAACCAUCAAAACAGAAAGUACCUUCAAAAAUACAGAGGUUUCUUUCAAGCUGGGUGAAGAGUUUGAUGAGACCACAGCAGAUGACAGAAAAACAAAGAAUGUCAUAACUCUAGACAACGGUGUGCUGAACCAGGUGCAGAAGUGGGAUGGAAAGGAGACUAUCAUAAAAAGAAAAGUGGUGGAUGGGAACCUGGUGGUGGAAUGCACCAUGAAUAAUGUUUCCUGCAAAAGAACUUAUGAAAAAGCAUGAAGAAGCCACCUUCACACAGGACUAAUGCUUAAAGCUGGAGUAAAACAAC